Helianthus annuus (common sunflower) is the source of this 543-nucleotide messenger RNA. RefSeq lists its product as uncharacterized. Bases 1 to 543 code for a protein of 180 amino acids. The transcript has 3 exons. The record is from RefSeq and is a predicted model, not a curated record. NCBI's taxonomy places the organism in Eukaryota, Viridiplantae, Streptophyta, Magnoliopsida, Asterales, Asteraceae.
AUGCCUGAGGACUUAACUGAUGAAAAUUUUUCUCUAAUUGCUAAUCCUGAUGUUUCUCCUGAUGAAUUUUGUUUCAUGGCAUUAGAGUCAAUACCAGAAGGGCAGGAAUCUGAAGAAGUGGAGUCCAGAUCUGAAGUGGUUGAAGAAAUUAUGUUAGAAGAGAAGAAAACUGAACUUCUGUUGGAACCUCUUGCUGAUCCAUGGGAUGCUAGUGUGUGUGAAGGUGAAUGUGACUGUGCCAUGAUGGCUGCUGCUAAGGGAGCUUCUGUGUGCUUAGAUAGUUUAUGGUAUGUAGAUAGUGGAGGCUCCAGGCACAUGACAGGAUGUAGAGUCCUAUUCAAAGAUUUCAAAAAACAUGGAGGGGGUGAUAUAUCCUUUGGUAACAAUUCAAAAGGGAAGGUGUUGGGGUCAAGGACAGUGCAGGCUGGGAAGCUCAAGUUUGAGAAUGUCAAUCUUAUCGACAAUCUUAAGUUUAACCUCCUUAGUGUUUCACAAAUGAGUGACAAAGGCUAUAGGUCAUUCUUCACUAAGGAUAAACUGUAA